Messenger RNA from Culex pipiens pallens (northern house mosquito), 782 nucleotides. RefSeq lists its product as uncharacterized. Bases 105 to 731 code for a protein of 208 amino acids. The record is from RefSeq and is a predicted model, not a curated record. Lineage: Eukaryota; Metazoa; Arthropoda; Insecta; Diptera; Culicidae. The transcript has 4 exons.
UCACUUCUUUGUCAUAAACGUUGUCGGACGGUGAUUUAUGGGCUUUUUCGGGAAGAAUUAGAUCGGUGAUAAGCUUUUGGGGGUGGUUUGAUUUUUAAGGGGCAAUGCACCAUCGAUUAUGGUUGCUAGUGACAGUGAUUUAUGUCACCUGUGCUGUUGGCGUCGAAGACGAGGACGACCCUCGGCAGACGACCCUAUCGCCAGCUGAGGAGUACAAGAACAAUCCGUACUGCUUCCGGUUCACGUGGCUCGGGCCAAAGUACAACAAGGAUAGUCAGUACAAGAAUGUUUCCUGCGAAAAUCUGCUGAAGAAGGCCACCGGAAUUCCGUGCUUUCAUCCGCUGGUGGUGACGAAUAACAGUAAUGUUCCGGACACGGAGUACAUGUGGAGCGAGUACAAGGACAAGCCGUCCCAGAUUGCGUGUCGGCUGGUCCGGGGAGAGGUCUGCGCUCGGUUCACCUAUCGGUACAAUGGGGCAAUCGAAAACAUCACGUACAUGUGCGCCAAGAUGAACGUGGACAACGAAUCUUCGACGGCGUCCACGUGCUACACGGAGGACCGCAGCGGGCGCGAAAUCGAGGUCUGCGUGUGCGAAUCGGCCGCCGGCAAGACACCCUGCAACCGGGCCGCGACCACCCUUCUGCUGGACCAGCUGGAGCGGCCCCUGUUCCUGGCGGGGCUGGCCAUCGUUCAGCUGCUGGCCCUCCGGAUGAGCGGAAUCGGACGAUAAUGUGGCUUGUAUGGUUUGUUCCAAAUAAAAGGCAUUGUUUUGUAUUUUUGA